Neodiprion fabricii is the source of this 7161-nucleotide messenger RNA. RefSeq names its product sodium- and chloride-dependent transporter XTRP3. The record is from RefSeq and is a predicted model, not a curated record. NCBI's taxonomy places the organism in Eukaryota, Metazoa, Arthropoda, Insecta, Hymenoptera, Diprionidae. The coding region runs from base 1297 to 3414 and encodes 705 amino acids. The transcript is spliced from 12 exons. Gene Ontology annotation, biological process: sodium ion transmembrane transport. Gene Ontology annotation, cellular component: membrane.
ACGAUUCAGUACAAUAUCGGCGCGCAACAGAGGCGUACACGUCGUUGCAACCCUUUGCUUGGAGUGCGCGUGGCCUUGGUUAAGGCUUCAGAGAGUUGACCUGCGGCAACCGGGAUUUUGGUAUACAUGGGUCCUAAAUCAGCCUCCACCAGACCUGCCAGCACUCACCUCGACCACAACGCCAAUUUGCGCAAUCUCAAGAGUAUCAAGUUCAAGUAAUCUCGAUCUUAUCCUGCCCCCUGCUGAUUCUGCAUUCGACCUUACGCGAUCUCAAGAGGACCAAGCGACCGGCAACGACGGGAAGACGACUUGCGGUACCGUGGUCUCGUCCUGAUCGACCGCAACACCGAUCUAUCGGAGAAUUUCAGGAUCUCAUAAAGCGGGUCAAGGAACGCGAGGACGAGGAAAAGACCGGGAGACCAGAGACGCAAGCAAUCGAUAGCGCAUUUUAUUACCCCCAAGACGCAAUAUCCAAAGUAUACGAGUAUAAGCCGUUAAGUCCUGGCGUUUUUUUUUAAACAUUAGAGUUUAAUUAAAUGGAACGUUGAUCGUUCGCAUCUGUACCAGUUUUAACAAUAAUAUCGAGAAAAUUACCGACCUGACACGGCAUUCGAUUUUCCGAGUUUCGUUUAAUCGUAAUUCACGAUAGCAACGAUACCAUUGAGAUACAUCACUGAGUUAUCGUAGAAACAACCACUCUCAGUAUUCAUCCGGUUAAAAUUUUGAAGCUGAAACGGCAGUCAACGGAUGCAACGUGAUAAGUAAACUGUAUAAAAAGAAUGAAUUCUGAAUGAUCCAGGAAGUGAUACGUUGGAUAAACGGAGCCUUAACAAUCCUUUGAAUGAUUAAAUUAGAAUUGUACACGUUCGAGGUUUAUUGAUGCAGCAUAUAGACAGUCGUGAUAUUCAAAUAAACGCCUACUCAUCAAUGUGUGCGAGGUGAAAACACUGUUACACGAUUGGUUUCAGAGUUUGAUUAGCGAUUAGUUUACUGAGCAAACUUCCGACGUAUCGCACCGCAAUUCUCAGCACUGUAAUUAAUGUGUCAAUCAGGAAUCGAAUCGAGUAUAAACAGACCAUAACUACCGCAGCAAGUUGAGUCCGAACCUGUAAGUCGUACUGUUGAAACUUGGUUUACCCUGAAAGCGCGUGAAUCGCGUAUACACCGGUGGUAAAAAGGCUUGAAAGGAAAAAAAAAUCUCGAGGAAAUUCCCCUCCUGAAGACCGAUCAAACGUCAACGAUACGGCUGAGAGGAAAUACUCGAGGACACCGCGACGCGGACACCGAACAAGAAGAAUGGUAGUAAAGGCCGAGGGAGCUAGAAAUGGCCACGAACUGGCACCCCUGAAUGGCGAGGGUGGCCAGCCUGGUCAGGGCGGGGGACACAACGUGACGAUAGUUGUCGGAGGGAGUCAGGGUGGCGGUGGUCAGAAGACCAAGGAAGAAAACAGGGCAGCAUGGAGUGGAAAGAUGCAAUUCUUCCUCAGCAUCAUCGGGUACAGCGUUGGUCUCGGAAAUAUAUGGAGAUUUCCUUACCUUUGCCAGCAAAAUGGAGGGGGCGCCUUUCUCAUUCCAUUUUUCGUGAUGUUGAUCCUCGAGGGAGUGCCUUUGUUCCUGAUAGAACUAGGUGUCGGACAGAAAAUGAGACAAGGAGCCCUGGGAGUCUGGAACACGAUACAUCCUUGGCUCGGAGGUAUAGGUAUUGCCUCCUGCAUCGUCACCUUCUUCGUAGCACUUUACUACAACGUUAUCAUUGCCUGGUGUUUCUACUACCUCGUGAACUCCUUGCAGGCUGUGACGGUUAAAUUUGGCGAACCGCUGCCUUGGGCAACGUGUCCGAUGGUGAACGAUAAGCCCGUCGAAGAAUGCGCGAAGAGUUCGGAAACCGCGUAUUUCUGGUACAGAACAACCUUGGACGCCGCACCUUCGAUUGAAGAUGGACAAGGUUUGAAAUGGUGGAUCGUUGUGUGCCUCCUCGUCAGUUGGAUCAUCGUUUUCUUCAUCGUGAUGAAGGGCAUCCAGUCGUCGGGAAAGGUCGUUUACUUCACUUCGAUGUUUCCAUACCUAGUGCUGACCAUCUUCUUCAUCAGAGGGAUAACGCUGAAGGGUGCAAGCGCGGGAUUGGUUCACAUGUAUACUCCGAAGGUGGAAAUGCUGUUGAAGCCGACUGUUUGGCUGGAUGCGGCAACCCAAGUGUUCUACAGUUUCGGUCUUGCUUUUGGCUCCUUGAUAGCAUUCGGCAGUUACAACACUCCCGACAACAAUUGUGUUCGCGACGUUAUUCUCGUUAGCGUCUGCAACGCGUUCACCGCGAUCUAUGCCAGUGUUGUAAUAUUUGCGAUUCUGGGAUUCAAGGCGAUGAGUAACGUCGAUAAGUGCAUUGCUGGCAAUAAAGAACUGUUGUUAUUCAAUGGACUACUGUUGUCGAAUUCGACGGAUGAACAGUACGAGGACAUAGUAACCAAUUUCAAUUCUACGGCCGAAAAUUUCACCAUAGCAACCUGUAGUCUUGAAGAACAGCUCGACGCGGCUGCCGAAGGAACUGGUUUGGCGUUUAUAGUUUUCACUCAAGCGAUAGUGGAGCUCCCAGGUGCGCCAUUUUGGUCCUGUAUCUUUUUCUUGAUGCUGCUAGCCUUGGGCUUGGGAUCGCAGAUCGGGAUUCUCGAAGGGAUGCUCUGCGUGAUCUUUGAUAUAGACCUCUUUAAGAGAGUUAAAAAACAGUACAUCACCGCGGUUGUCUGCGUAAUCUGCUUCUGCGUCGGUUUGAUAUUCACCACCGGGGCUGGCGAAUACUGGUUGAAGAUGUUCGACAGCUUUGCCGGUACAAUAGGACUCGUCGUUGUCGGAUUGAUGGAAAUGGUUGCGGUCAUUUACAUCUACGGACACGAAAAGUUCACCAAGGACAUUGAGGACAUGACAGGGUAUCGACCUGGGUGGUAUUGGCAGGUGACGUGGAGAUUCUUGGCGCCCCUAAUCAUGGCGGGGAUUCUCGUUUCCAGCAUCGUUUGCAUGUUCAUUCAAAAACCGGAAUAUUCGGCUUGGGACGCGACGAAAGGAGUCAGCGUUCCUACAAGCUAUCCAGGCUGGGUCCUCGUCAUUGCAGUGAUCAUCGUGAUCGCUGGUGUAGCGCCAAUGCCGAUAGUAUUUGUCCUGAGAAGAUUCCAGUGCGUUAAACUGGACGUUGACAUUCACCAGGGUAGCAUUCGACGCAUUGAUACUACUGUCUCAACGAAGGAGAUGAUGGGCGACGUUGACCUGGACGAGUAUCACGACAGGCUCGAGGAUUUCCCUGAGGAAGAGGAAGACGAGGACGACAACAGCGACGACGAUAACAACACUGCACCGUCUUCGGCGAGAAUGGUCGCAAACCAGAUGAAGGGAAAGGCUUUCAAGAUGGAAGUGAUGGACUUUUGAAGGGACCUCCACCUAUCGCGAUGACCGUUCAUCCUUUUGUAACCCCUGAUUCUUAGUACAUAAGCGUGACCUUUAAACUCAGUAAAAGAGCCAAGGUUCCUGCAAAGCACUUGGGCAUGCGGUAGGCGCAGGAUUACGAACGUAGCACUUCCGGCAUUGACGGUCACCGGUCGCCGAGUGAUUUUUUUUUCCUUCCGAUAGUACAAUAACGUUGGCUCUGUAUAAUCCAAUUGUCGGCCGCCCUAUUAUUAUACACGUACAACGUACCGAGGAGAAUUCCGUGGGAAUUCGAGGUUCACUAGGAGAGAGUCUGGCUCUAUCAGCGCUAAAAAUAUAGACCAGGGGAAGAUCUGUUGUUCGAAACUUUGAAGCGCUGAUUAGGAGUGGCCGUUUCGUUACGUCAAUGACUGUCGAAACCUUGGUCGGGAUAUGCUUUGUGCACAAAAGCGAAUACUCGAAUACAACUCUGCUAGAUUUGAAGCCGUGACAUUCGAGAGACGCGCAAUUAAACGUUGACUCACAAGGUCUAAUCGAGCCCGGGCGAAUAAAUUGAGAAUAACGAAGAUCAUUUUUGCAGUAACGAACGACUCGCACCGUUUAACACCAGUCGACGUUUAAGGUGCGUCGCGUCGCGAUCUCAAAAUCUUAUCUGUACCAAAUCCCGCAAAGAUAGCAUCGAGCAGUCGGUCUGUGGGUCUUGAACUUGCAGCUGCGUCAAGAAGCUGAUCCUGACUAGUCGCGUUGACGGUUUUUAUUCAAAAUUUCAACAAAUGCGAGACAUUUUUAUUGCUGAACGAACCAUUUCGAAACAGUAUACGGUGGUUUUCGAAUGGCCACAAAGUUUUGUGAUAUUAAUCUCAGUGUUACGGCUGCCUCGACAUCGCAGACUCACAACUAGAAGUAUGAUUUGCACGAACGAAGAGCGAAUGUAAAACUGUGCAUUUUCAAAGUAUCGUAUGUUACUCUCUCCGCAAUUUCACUUCCUCAAUUAUCGGCACUUCGCGCAGAAGUUCUGUGUUCCUUGUUUCUGUGAUCCCUUAAAAGCAAUACCUAUUCUAUGCAAAUACACAGUGUGAGUACUCCAUGAUUCUAGCAAGGUGCACGACGAAACAUGCUCUUCUAUUCUGAAGUCUUAUGCAAUCUUCAUUACGAACUGGUAAAAAAUUAAAAAAUACUCGCGCAGCGCUUAAGACGAAUUCAAUGCAACAAACAUUGUUCGAGUCUCCGGAUAAUUCUACUUGCGUCACGUAACGAUAUUUUUUUUCUCCGAUCGUCAAAAUUCAUUCUUUAACACCGGUUGAACAAAAGGGCGAAACGCGGACGAAAAAUUAUUGAAGUUCAUUCGUUUUUUUUUUUUUUUUUUUGUCACCUUCAUCGAAUAAGAAAAUUUUUGACUACUGGCAAAUUGGCUCUUAUUUUUUAAUAAAAAAUUAUUCAUACUUGAUCAAGGGAUAUUUAGUCCAGGUGAAGGGAAUUUGAAAAAGCGAUUAAAAUGGCGUUUUUUAAUUCAUGCCGAAGCCCCGAAUUAUACUCUAGAGGAAAUAGGCUUGGAAACAUGUGACGUGAAAUGGUAAAUCGGGAUCUUCUAUAGCGAACCUGGGGUAUUUAGGGAGUCGGGACUGAUAGUUGAAUAUUGAUCAAAGUAUGUUAAAUUAUCAUCAAUACAGGCGCGAAAAAUUUCAACGAGAGACAAUUAGCCGUCAAGGAUUCUAAAUAGACAUGCAAAUGAAGUUAAUUCGUAUUCACGGCGCGCUAUUCCAGCCGCGUUUUUCUGGGACUGUAACAAGCAGAGUAAUUCAAUUCACGAAAGUACGUAGGAGAAAAAUUUAUGCGUAUUUCUGACGUACGCCAGUAGUAUGUCCGUUGUAGCCGAAAGCGAGACACUCGGAAGAUUAUUUACACUAUAGUCAAAAUAGCCGUACGUUUUAUGCGUAUAACAAUACUGCAAAAGCGGAACUUCGCAAAGUGAUACGUAAUUCUGGUAAUAUAGGCUCAAAAAAAGUAGUUUAUGUAACAUGCGUUUAAUUAGCUAUAAUUAUAAUGAGAGCUAAGCUAGUAUACAGUAAUACAUACCUACUAACAUUGUUACUUGGCUGGUCCAGCUUUUUUGAAUUAUUAUCAUAUAUAUUUAAUUUAUAUAUGUGAUGUAUAUUUAUUAUCGAAGGACAGAGUUGUUGUUUUACGACUGGCGUAACAGCGACCGUUCAAACAAUAAUCCAUAUUUUCAUUCGAUUUUUCACUUUCACUUUUUAUCAUCAACCAAGACAUAAAAGUGUGAAAAUUCUCCCACCGCCGACGGACGACGGUGUUAAUCUCGAUGCAAUCGAUAAAGAAAGAACAGCGAAAAGCAUUUUUUCAUUUAGAUCUUUCAUCUCGAAAGAUAACCCGCUAACUCAUCGUGGCUUGCGAGCGUUUGAUAAUGUAAAACGGAGUAUUUAUUGUCGUAUAAUUGUCGGUGCCAUAGGCGGCUGUAAUAUCUGCAGGAUUAUUUCAUUUACGACGAUACGGCUCACAUAAUAUUUGGGUGUGUACAAAUACCUGACAUAAAUUGCGCAACUUCGUGACACAACGCACGUGCGUGUAAUAUCAGCUGCGCGUGAAGUGUGGAAUUCAUCGGGCGUAAUCAAAUCGGGGCGUAAGUUGUAUCUUUUACAACAAGAUUAAUUAUGAUCGUCCGUGUAAUUCUUUUUUCUUCCAAUUUUCACCUCGCAAUCGCAUAACAGUAAUUGCCGACACUUGGUUUUGCUAGCGUUUAAACAAUAACACGCGUGAUUUAAAUGCUGAGGGAAUCAAGAUAAAUUUGAAAUUGCACCAAAAACUUUUUGCUGUAAGGUGCUCGUGUGGAAACCAAAAAUAAUUAUCACGCGAAGGGAAUGAAAGUACGAAUAUUAAAAGAAAAAGAAAAGAAAACGAAGCAUAGCACACGAUGAGAGACGAAUAAUAACGAUUGCCAAUUAUGACGUUGUCUUACAUUAUAAUUAAUUAUUAUAAUAACAGAUCCACGAGGGAGUUGUACAUAUUAAAGUUAAUAGACGAUCAAUUCGGGGUGUUCAUAUUACUUUUGUAUCACCGUAAAAACCCAUCCAGCAUCACAAGUUGAAUGAAAAGUGAUCGAAACGAUCCGAAGUGAGAAAAAUAUCAGGGAAAGAAAAUUACGUAGUUCAAGGUAAUUCGAACACCAUGUUAUACAUAUAGUAUUACAAUUGCGUAGGCUUUAAGCGUAACACCCGUUUUUAAAAAUGCCACAAGCGCGAUAGUUAUUGUUACUACAUACGUAAGUAUUUACUAUUUACGUCCUCGGUUUGCAGAAAGGUUACAGGAAUCCUACCGGCUUUCAAGUUCUUAUUCGUAACUACACCAAUGAGUUUUCGCACGUCAUCGUAGAGGUUUCAAAACUUUAUUUCACGCUGACGUAAGCCCUCAUCUUUUACAAUUAGCAACUGCCACUUGACUCAAUAUGGUGCCGGCCUGUUAAAUUUAUACGUAGAUACGAAAUAGUUGACGAUAGUCUAACAAUAACAGCUGACAAAAUUGUAAGGCUCAUGAAGUAUAGAGUUAAUAUGCCCAAUAGUAUUUUACAGAAAAACCUAAUCGCUUAGCAUGAGAUUUGUCGAAAGUGUGAAAGAAAAACUGAAAGUUAAGGGUUGUCGUUGUCCUAUAGUUAAUACAGUAAAAUAGGUUAAUAUAGAACGUAUUGUAUACAAGGAUAUAUAAAAGUAUUUAAAUAAAAGCUUAUUUAUUGCCGAA